AUGCUAUUGUUAACAUCGUUAUCAGUUUGUCUUAUUAUAAUACAAAAUGCAUAUAUAUUUGCUUCAUAUUGUGGAGAAGAUGCAAUUCCAUUCAGUUUACAAGCACUGCAAAGUGGUCAACCGGUAUUGGGAUGUGCACGGCCGUCGUGUUUUGGUUGGGGUGUUAAAACUGAUAACGGUGCGCGAUUCUAUCGGAUUCACAGAAAGAAUGAUGGAUUUAUGCGUCGUACUGAUCUCAAGAAAUAUGACAAAGCAAAAAUUAUGGCACGAGAAUCACAGCUAGCUUUUUGUGAAAAAAACUAUGCUAGUUCAUCAUGCGAUGAGAAUAUGCAGUGGGUUGGUGGAUUGUCGCCAUCAUCAAAUAUCACUACACAACCGCUGUUAUUGAAAUGCUGCACAUUUGAUAAUUUAAAAAAUUCGUGGGACCGUGGAAUUGCAGACGUAAAUCCGGGACAAAUUGUUGUUGGUGGUGAGGUAAUGCAAGAUGAACGACAAUAUGCAUUUGAUUAUAUUGCUAACAUUAAAAAAUAUUCCAAAAAAAAUGGAAGUAUAGCAUAUAGUGUAACAAUUCGACGAUUUUGGUGUCUUCCAUAUCCGACAAAAUCUAAUCUUUAUGUAGAAGAAAAUACUCUUCCGUAUAUUAUGGAUAGAAUGACAAGAAAUUAUGAAACGAAUAGACAACCUGAAACAAAUUCUAAACAAUUUGCGUCACAGCAGUCUGAUGAUAAAAUCAUCACAUCAAUUGAUUCUACAAAACAAUUUACCAAAACAAAACUAUCCUCAGAAACUUUACAUCGUUCUGGUCUACCUAUUUCACCAAUUAAAGACUUCACAUCUACCGUAACACAAUUUACUUCAACAAAACAACAACAACAAUCAACGAUGCCACUUGAUAGCAAUCAAUAUUUGGAUGCUUCAGCUAUUCAAAACAUACGAUAUGUACCUCAACAAUCUUUCAUACAACAACAAGAAGCGCCAUUAUACCCAUCAUUAUAUGAAUCAUAUUCACAAAUGCAACCACAACAACAACAUCGUGCGCAAUCAUUGCUAUAUGAACAACAAAUGCCUUCAGCACAGCAAUUUGCGCUUCAACAAUCUGCACCUUCGCAUUCUUCACAAUUUCCAUUAUUUCCAUCAUUUGAUCAGCUUGUUUGA
Brugia pahangi is the source of this 1155-nucleotide messenger RNA. The record is from the annotation of a GenBank genome assembly. Lineage: Eukaryota; Metazoa; Nematoda; Chromadorea; Rhabditida; Onchocercidae.